UUUGCAAAGUCAACCAAACGGUUGUAUGUGGGUAGCCACGCCCCUUGUGGGGAGAAGGGGAGGGACGGACAGCUGCUCUCAGCCAAUCCGGUGCACGGACUUUUGUUCUCCACCAAUCACAGACGCCGAGGGGCGGAGGAGACGCUCUUGUGUUUUCGCCACAUGAUGUUCCGCGGUGUUGCGGAUCUUGUUCUUCUUCUUCUUCUUCUGCUGCUCACGGUUGUUUUUGCAGCAGCGUCUCAACGGAGGAACAAUACUCUCUCCCGUCAUCACAGGAUUUAACAAAAACCACCGCGAACUACAGUUCAUCCGCGAUGCUGCCUUCAUCCUCCAGCUUGUAAAGUCUUUCCCAAAAGGAUGCAUACGACACGCAGCCCCUCGUCCAUCCCGACCAGUGUCUCGCGGGACGCCCUGGACCUCAGCUUGUCAGGCUCCCAGCUCUCCGUGUCCAGGCGGCCAAGCAGCGCGUCGUCGCCCGGGAAGAGCUUCUCCCGCUCCGUGUCGGUGUCCGUGGCCGCCGGCGACAGCCGAGGAAAGCGCAACACCCUUGGGAGUGAUGCCAGCUUCGGCAGCUCCCGCUCCAUCAAGAACCUGCGGCGCUCCAACAGCACCACUCAGGUGAACCAGCAGGGCAACAUCAGUUUAAGUCGGGAGCAGAGUGACGACUACCUUGCCCUGUUCGACAGCAGCUCAGACGGACGCAAGAAACUGUCCGGCCUCGGCAGGGCCUCGCCCGACAGAACCACGUGGAACAUCCUGAACAAGAAACCCAAAGGUAUUCAGUCAACAGUCAUGUACGACAAAGAAAAGCAUCAAACCCUCACAUCUGAGAAGAUGGAACCAGACGAUCAGCCCAGAGCGUUCGCCCUGCACUCCAGCUCCCGCAGCACCGGCAGCGUGGACUCCCCCACCGGCCCGAAGAGACGGGAGCCCGGCAUCGCUCUGGCCGCCACCUUCACGGCCAACAACAGGAGCAACAAGGGAGCUGUGGGGAAUUCUGUCACCACCAUCUUACACAACAACUACUCAGAGAAACCGCUCACGCCCAAGAGCUCCAACCAGAAGCCGUCUUUCAAUAACAUCCUGAAAGCAACCGCAAACGACGAGGUGGUGCUGGAGAACGGCUCCGUCACCAAGUCCCAGAAGAAUUUCUCCUCGUCGUCCUUCGCCUCCAACAACAGAUCUCCUGUGUCGGCGCAGCACGGCAGCCCUCGGCGCAGGGAGGUCACCGAGGAGGAGGCCGAGCGGUUCAUUCAGCAGGUGAAUCAGGCUGCGGUCACAAUCCAGCGAUGGUACAGACGCCACGCCGCGGGACGCCACGCGAACCAGGCGGCGCUCAAACGCAUCCUCGCAAGUAAAAGAAAGGAGUGGGAGGAGAGAACUGAGGAGGACGGUCGCCCCGAGCAGCAGCAGCAGAAAAGAGACGAAGACAGGAAGCGGAUUCGUGAGGAGAAAGCCCGUCUGGCCCGCCUUGCCGCCAUCCAGGAGCUGCAUCAGAAGAGAAGCCCGCCUGCUGCUGCGGAGGAGGAAGAGGAGCACGCAGCCGAGACGGAACUCGAGGGCCCGAGGCAGACCGGUAUGGCGGGACGGAAGAAACCUCCCAGGAUAUCUCUGACCCACAGGAGCCCGGCGGCGUCGCCCACGGUCAUCAAAUCCAAGAACACGGAAUCUAAUCUGAACAUUGUGGCCGACUUCAGUGAGCUGCGCUUUAGAGCCAUUUCUCCUGCUCCGUCCAAUCCCAGAGGCUCCCAGUGUUCCCUGGAGCGAGACGACAGAGUGGUUGAGGAUAUUUGUCCGGAGCAGCAGCAGCAUCUGGAGAAUGACAGGAAGUCGAUUCGUAAAGAGAAAACUCGACUGAUCCGCCUUGCUGCCGCCAAGGUGGUGAUCGCAUCCGACGAGCCGCAGCAGCAAAGACACCAGCGAGUGGGAGCAGAGGCGGACGUGGAAAGUCCGACGCACACAGCUGCUGCUGGACGCAAGAGGCCGCCGAAGAUUCUCCCGACGCAGAGGAGUCGGGCUUCGCCGAGCAACAACGGCCCGAUGUCACCGACGGACGUCAAAACCCAGAUCACAGAAAACAAUUUGAACUUCUCGUCCGACGUAGCGGAGCUCAGUUUCCGAGUCGUUUCCCCGGCGUCUUCCAAUCGCAGAGGUUCUCCGUGUUCCCAGGAGGCUCUGCAGAGGUCGGUGAGCGCGGAGGACCAGCGGCAGGCGGCCGUGUCCGGCAGAGCUCCGUCUAAAACCACACUCACUGAGCUGCUGGACACACUGAAGCUGUUGGAGGAGGAGCCCGUGAGGCUGUCGGAGCCAAAGUGCUACCACAAGGAGAAAUAUGCCUGGAUAGACGAGGACGAGGACUCCAACUCUCUGACCACCGACAACCUGGAGCUCCACCGGCAGCUGAGCCACCACCACCCUGCGCUGCCAGACGGGGGCGCCCUGCUCUCCGAGGCCAAGCUGCAGAGCAUCAUGAGCUUCCUGGACGAGAUGGAGAAGUCUGAGCAGGAGAGGCCACGCUCGGUCACGUCGGGGUCGCACAGAGAGUUUGUUUUGUCCGAGGAGGAGCUGGCUGGCGUGGAGCAGGCGUCGGCCACCGCCGCCGAGGUCACUGGCUCCAUGAUGAGAAUCAAGCUGGAGCUGGAGGAGAAGAAGCGCAUGGUCAACAUGCUGCAGGCCGCACUGGCCCAGCAGAGGGAGCUGACGGUGAGACACGUGAAGGAGACGGAGAAGGAGCUGAACAGAAACCUGCAGCUCCAGAAGGAACAGUAUGAAGCCACCAUCCAGAGACACCUCACCUUCAUCGACCAGCUGAUCAACGAUAAGAAGUCUCUGAGCGAGCGCUGCGAGGGCGUGGUGGGGGAGCUGAAGCAGGUGGACCAGAAAUACACCAAGAAGAUCUCGCAGAUGCAGGAACAGCACGAAAUGGUUUGGCAAAUUCUGGGCCCCUUGUGCGAGGAGAUCAAGAAGUUAAAAGACCUGAUGAGCGCCACGGAGAAGAUCCGCCGGGAGAAAUGGAUUGACGAGAAAACCAAGAAGAUUAAAGAGAUCACGGUGAAAGGUCUGGAGCCCGAGAUCCAGAAGCUGAUCUCCAAACACAAGCAGGAGCUGAAGAAGCUGCGGACGCUGCACGAGGCCGAGCUGCUGCAGGCCGACGACCGCGCCGCCCAGCGCUACGUCCGCCAGUGUGAGGAGCUGCGGCAGCAGCUGGAGAGGGAGAAGGACGAGCAGUGUCAGAGGGAGAGGGACCUGACCAAACACAGAUAUGAGCAGCAGCUUCAGGAGGAGGAGCUCUCCCUGCAGCAGCAGAGGAGGCGUCUCUACAAGGAGGUGGCCGACGAGAAGGAGAGGCUGGCCCAGCUGGCUGCCAGGCAGCGAGUGGAGCUGGAGGAUCUGCGGCGGCAGCUGGAGGAGAACAGCUCUCUGGCCGGACGAGCGCUCAGGGAGGAGCUGGACAAAAGCCGAGAGGAGCAGGAGCGGAGGCACCAGGUGGAGAUGAGGGCGACGCUAGAACGUCUGGACAUCGAGAAGCAAACGUGGGAAGAAAACUACAAGAAAAAGAAGGAGGCGUGGCUGCUGAGCCGCGAGCGCGAGCUCAAAGAAGAGCUGCGGCGAGAGCGUGACAAGGAGAUCGAUCUCGCCAUCUGGACGCUGGAGGAGGAGACGAGCAAAGACAAGGAGGAGUGUGAGAGGGCGGCCGACAGCAGGGUGAAGCGCCUGAGGGAGAAGUACGAGGCGGAGCUGAGGGAGCUGGAGCGCUCAGAGAGGGCGGCGGUGGAGAAACAUCAGGAGCUGAGGAAGCAGCAGCUGGAGGCGGAGGGGGAGACCAUGAGACUCCAGGCCGUGCUCCGACAGAAAGAACGGGAGGUCGAGGACAUCACACAGACCAGGGACAAGCUGGCGGACGAGCGCCGCAGCCUGGCAGAGGUGAUCCGACAGGAGUUUGCCGAGCGGCUGGUGACGACGGAGGAGGAGAACCGCAGGAUGAAGGUGGAGGUGUCGGAGGUCAGAGCGAGGCUUCGGCUGGAGGUGGAGCGGGUCACCAGGGAGAAGGAGGAGGAGCUCGCCGAGGUCCACCAACGAGUGAAGUCGGCCAUCUUGAAGAAGGAGGAAACGGUCAACAAUCUGCGGAAGCAGCACGAGGCUGCGGUGAAGAGGGCGGAUCACCUGGAGGCCCUGUGGGAGCAGCAGAGGAGGCAGCUGCUGGAGAAGUGAGCGACGGUCGUGGAUCGUCUCCGCUCGACAAGACCGAACCUGCGGAACUUCAGAGGGUUGAACCUCGUCUGAGAAAUACAGAACAGAGAAACGCUCGGGGGCCUCACAGCCCCCCCCCCCCCCCCCCCCCCCCCCCCCCCCCCCCCCCCCCCCCCCACACACACACCCCCCACACACAUGAAGGAAAGUAUUGUGUUGGAAUUUCCCUCAUUUAAAUUCCAUAGACUAGUUGCAAGAGGAUGGACUCACAAUUCUCCUUCUUAUUAUUCUUCCCUUUUCAGCGGAGAAUCGCUGCAUUAUUAUAAUUAUUUUCCUGACUGUAACACCCCCCCCCCCCCCCCCCCCCCGCUGGUCUGUGGCAGGGGGAACGCCUCCUCCACGUUCCCCACAGAGCGAGAACACUUCCAGAUGUUUGUGAAACCAGCCCGGGCCUGUGUGAGGCAGCUCAGGGUGGGGGUCUGCAUCACAGCGACACUAUGAACUUCUGCUUGACACAAGUCAGGCUCUUAGUGCCCCGAACACCCCCACCCCCUGUUGAGUCAUGUGUUUUGUCCCGGUGCCCCCCCCCCCCCCAAAGUCGAGUGCUAAUUACAGAAUAAGCUCUGAUCCAACAAAGAGGUUCAGACUAAAUGUUUGUAGAAAGUUUGUAGGAAGAGGACGACGGGCCGCGAGGGAGAAGAAUGUGACGGCGUGUUUGAGGUCGAAGGCAGACGGACGAUUGCAGGACUACGGCUUUGAAAAGUUUCUGAAUGUAAGAGAGAGAAAGAGGAAGAGGAGGAGGGAAGAAGGAAUGCGCAUAAAAAAAGGUUUAUAGGAUUAGGGGGAAAGUGGAGCUGGGACACAGCCGCGGCGGUCGGGGGGUUUUCAGGGGGCGGCGGGCAUGAGACCAGGGUCGGUCGUGACUCGUCCCGACUCAGAGGCCUGUGACAAAACACAUUGAACUCAACAGGGGGACACACAUGCACAAACACAAACCUCUGUAUUGUUUUAAUUCUUAGCCCCUAAAGUGAACAAAGAUGUUUGGAGGCCCCCCGUCUCCGAGACUUAGUGGAUAAGACUCGAUGUGACUCGUAUCAGAAUAUAUUUAUUCUUUUUAUUUAUUUUCCAAUUUAGCACUCGCACACGACCUUCGUCGCGUCGCACAGAGGUCAAAAGGGGGUUUGAAGUAAAUUUCGGUGAAACUUUUUAUAACUGCACCAUUUAUAUACUGUAGAUGGUUGAAUUACUGUACGUUAGGUUUUUUCUGACAUGUGAAGAGUUUGUUUUUUUUCCGAGCCACAAUAUUAAAAACGUUCACGUGAAGUGUGAUGAUGAUGAUGAUGAUGAUGAUGAUGAUGAUGACGACGUAGUAAAACGCAGCGUCGACGCAGCAAUGCAGGCGAAUAAAGGCCGCCUCAUUAACCCUAAAUAUUAAAAACACAAUAACGUCCAAGACUGGUGAAGAGGUGGUCGAUCCCCGUCUCCGGUGUUGGCACGGUGGGCGAAGUCGAGAGUGGGACGAUGAGAUGUUGGCAUUCCUCACGCAUGCCCGUCCUACAAGUGCCAGUGAGCUUUGCCUUUGUGUGUGUGACCGUGCGUGCUUGCCAUUCUCCCAUUUUUGACCUGAGAUGACCUCACACACAUAUUUGUUUUAUUUUUCCUCUUCCUCUGUAAGUUUGUGAACAAACCAUUCCAGCUGUCAUUUCUGCGUGCACCUCUUGAACGCACCGUUUUUCUUACCCCUUUUAUAUUUUGUUGUUUUGUUUAGUUUAGUUUUUAUUGUUUAUUCACGACGAUGGUUCGAAAACUGUGAAAAGAGAAUAAAGAGGCGCAUAUUGUUCAGAAGACGA
Molecule: messenger RNA, 6041 nt
Organism: Scophthalmus maximus (turbot)
Lineage: Eukaryota; Metazoa; Chordata; Actinopteri; Pleuronectiformes; Scophthalmidae
Gene: cep131
Product: centrosomal protein 131
Exons: 31
Coding region: 358-4212 (1284 amino acids)
Biological process (GO): regulation of centrosome duplication; intraciliary transport involved in cilium assembly; cilium assembly
Cellular component (GO): centriolar satellite
Source: RefSeq, a predicted model, not a curated record